AUGAGGCCACGUUCUUUCACAACACCAGCGCCCGUUACUUACGUUCCUGCGUUCAUACACCAAGCUCCAAUUGUAGCCACAUAUCCUACAUGGMCUGUUAAAUCUAAUUUCAGCUCGCGUGUCAACUUAUUUAAAAGGCACUCUUCACCGCGAUGGUAA
Molecule: messenger RNA, 159 nt
Organism: Ramularia collo-cygni
Lineage: Eukaryota; Fungi; Ascomycota; Dothideomycetes; Mycosphaerellales; Mycosphaerellaceae
Exons: 2
Coding region: 1-159 (52 amino acids)
Source: RefSeq, a predicted model, not a curated record